Cutaneotrichosporon oleaginosum is the source of this 1596-nucleotide messenger RNA. RefSeq lists its product as uncharacterized. Gene Ontology annotation, cellular component: plasma membrane. Lineage: Eukaryota; Fungi; Basidiomycota; Tremellomycetes; Trichosporonales; Trichosporonaceae. Gene Ontology annotation, molecular function: transmembrane transporter activity. The record is from RefSeq and is a predicted model, not a curated record. Gene Ontology annotation, biological process: transmembrane transport.
AUGGGUGAGGUGUACCGCCUGCUACCGCUCAAUGUGCCCGAGGCGGACAUCGGGAGCUUAUACCGGUUCGAGCCAAGCUUCACAGAAGACUCGCGCCGGACAUCACCCAACAACGGGCGCGAGAGCUACGAAGGCGACUUCUCGCAUGGCUCGACGGCGGCUCUGAUCCCUCGCCCGGCGUCGCGCGAACUCCCGUCCCCCCCGGAAGAGGCGUAUCUUGUCUCGUUCGUCCUCAAUGACCCAAGGCAUCCGUACAAUUGGUCGGCACUGAAGAAGUGGACGGUGCUCAUUGUCGUGUGCUCUGCCGCCGUGUGCGUCACUGUCGCGUCAUCGAUUCAGGCCAGCACGUACCAGAACUUGGAGGACGAGUUUGACGUUCUGCGCAUCGAGGCAGUCGCAGGCGUGAGCUUGUAUGUCCUGGGGUUUGGAGUUGGCGCAUUGUUUCUCGGCCCCCUGAGCGAGUUUUACGGACGCUCUAUUAUCUACCUUGUAUCUUUCGCCCUGUUCACAAUCUUCAACAUUCCGAUCGCAACGGCUCAGAAUAUGGGCAUUCUGUUAUUCUUUCGCCUCAUUACUGGUCUGUGCGGCGCCGGCUUCCUCUCCGUUGCCGGUGGCACUGUAUCAGACAUGUUCCGCCCCGGCACGACCGACCUCCCGACAGCAAUCUACACGCUCGCGCCGCUCUCUGGACCGUGCCUGGGCCCAAUCUUGGGCGGGUACAUGAACCAAAAUGUAACAUGGCGCGCAACAUUCUACCUCAUCAUCGCAUGGGGCGGCGUCGAGUUCCUCCUCUUGUGGACGCUCGUGCCCGAAACAUUCCUCCCAAUCGUGCAGAAGCAGGAGGCGCGCCGCCUGCGUAUCUCGACGGGCGAGGGCGCAUGGACGUCGCCAAGCGAGAAGAGCGGGCGCACGGUGCGCGACGUCUUUCCCGCCGCCCUCUGGGUGCCCAUCAAGCUCAUGAUGUCUGAGAAGAUGGCGCUGGCGAUGGACACGUGGACGUCGCUCAUCCUCGGUAUCAUCUACCUCUUCUUCAACGCGAUUCCCUACACUUUCAGGACCCUGUACAACUUCUCACUCGGCGAGAGCGGGUUGGCGUUCCUCGCACUGGGGCUAGGCAUGGUGCUUGGCACAGCGACGCAGCCGCUCUUCAUCGCGCGCAUCAAGGACAAGGGGAUCAGAGCCGGCACCAAGCCUGCCCCCGAGACGCGCCUGCCCGUCGGCAUGGCGGGUGCGAUCCUCGCCCCCGUAGGGCUGCUGUGGUUCGCGCUCAGCAGUUUCCGCAAGAUGCCGUGGAUUAUGCCGAUGCUUGGGACGCUGAUCUUUGGCGUGGGCUCCGUGUACAUCUUCACCUGUGUAUUCGGGUUCCUCGUCUCCACGUACCCCAAGUACGCGGCGAGCGCCAUGGCGGGCAACACGCUGCUCCGCUGCGUCUGGGCUGCUGGCUUCCCGCUCUUCGCCCUACCUAUGUACCAGGGCCUCGGACCCGAAGGUGCCACCGGCUUGCUCGCGGGCUUGUGUGCGCUGCUCGCGCCCAUUCCCUUCGUUCUCGCGCGUGUCGGGCCCCGCUUGCGUGCCAAGUCCGAGUAUGCGUCGUAG